GGCCGGAAGUCAGCCAUAGAGUUGAGCCGCCAGAGCGACCCUGAAGGGAGGUGGCAGGAAAGACUCGGAACGGCUGCCGGAGGUGACGGAGCGGCGGCCCCGCCCGGCGAUCGGGAAGACGAAGCUUCAGGUAGCGGCCCGCAGAGUCUAACCGAGGCUCCAGACAUCCUGAGCCCAGGUCCCCCCAGCUCAGUGCAGCCAUGAGUGCCGAGGUGAAGGUGACAGGGCAGAACCAGGAGCAAUUUCUGCUCCUGGCCAAGUCGGCCAAGGGGGCAGCGCUGGCCACACUCAUCCACCAGGUGCUGGAGGCCCCUGGUGUCUACGUGUUUGGGGAACUGCUGGAUAUGCCUAAUGUUAGAGAGCUGGCUGAGAGCGACUUCGCUUCCACGUUCCGCCUGCUCACGGUGUUUGCUUACGGGACGUAUGCUGACUACUUAGCUGAAGCCCGGAAUCUUCCCCCUCUCACAGAGGCUCAGAAGAAUAAGCUUCGACACCUGUCAGUCGUCACCCUAGCUGCCAAAGUCAAGUGUAUCCCAUAUGCAGUGCUGCUGGAGGCCCUUGCCCUGCGGAAUGUGCGGCAGCUGGAAGACCUUGUCAUAGAGGCCGUGUAUGCCGACGUGUUACGUGGCUCCCUGGACCAGCGCAAUCAGCGGUUGGAGGUUGACUACAGCAUUGGACGGGACAUCCAGCGCCAGGACCUCAGUGCCAUUGCCCGAACCCUACAGGAGUGGUGUGUGGGCUGCGAGGUAGUGCUGUCAGGCAUUGAGGAGCAGGUGAGCCGUGCCAACCAGCACAAGGAGCAGCAGCUGGGCCUGAAGCAGCAGAUUGAGAGUGAGGUCGCCAACCUUAAAAAAACCAUUAAAGUUACAACAGCAGCAGCAGCCGCAGCCACAUCUCAGGACCCUGAGCAACACCUGACUGAACUGAGAGAACCAGCUGCUGGCACCAACCAGCGCCAGCCCAGCAAGAAAGCCUCAAAGGGCAAGGGCCCCAAGCACACCAUGGUGGUGAUAGCUGCAAGAGUGGCUGAGCAGGCACUUGAAAUUCUGAGAGGAGAAUCCCUAUCUCUGACCAGAAGAGUUGUGGUCCCACAAGUGUUCCCAAGAGAAACAGUGACCCAUUUGCCUGAGCCAGGUCAAGCAAGAGUGAACGUCUUGAGAAAUUUGAGCACUUCAUGCCCUUCCAGUACCGCUCAGGUUCCAGGUUAGUUUUCACCUCUGGUCUCCUUCACUGGGCUCAAAUUCUCAACAACUGGCAGUGGAGGGUUUGAAGAAUGUUUGGUGGAAUGUUGCUGACCCCAGAGUUCCUCCCACUUGAAGGCCUGCCUACGGUUAUUUGGACUCCUUCCUGCUCUGGACCACACGUGUUCCCACCCACAGUCCAUGGGAGAGACUGUGCCUGAGGGACAAGGGGCAGCAAAUUCCUCAGGCACCUAUGAGAUAUGCCCUACAUUCCCCCUGACAAAUGAAGUUACAGCAAAAGCAAGGGAAGACAGCUGCUUACAUUUCAUCCAGCCCAGCUGAGUUCCUUUGCUGCUUCCCAUCUGCCAGUCCCAAUGUCAUUACCAUUGAGGCACUGGGAUUGAACUUGAGUUAUGAAGGCCACACAUGAAGACAGAAGAAAGGAAAUGACGAGGAGGAGACAAGAGGGUUGAAAUUGAACAGGAAAAGAUUAAAAGCAAAGCCAGAAUGCCACUUGGUUUUUUUCCCCAUUCUCCUUUAUUCCUUAAACACCUAGUUACAAGUUGCACAAACAAAAAAUAAAGGUAGAGGACACAGGGAAGAUUUUUGUGAUGUGUAGGAGAUGGGAAGGGAGAAGGGGGUGAGAACCAGUCCUCUCUCUCCACAUAGCCCCCUGAAUGAGGGCUACGACCCCUGUAGCAGGGGAUCUGAGAAGGAGGUGGGCAAAGGUCCAAGGUAGCUGAGGGAGGGAGGAAGCCCCUAAACCCAGAGCUCCCCACAAAAGCCUUCAAUGUAUGGCAGGGGUAGAAUGGGGAAGGUGAGGAGGUUCAAAGAUGGAGCAGCAAAAUGAAAAAUCAAGUUAGUGGAUACAGGAGAUGUGGAGUCACUGUGGGAAGGGAAUUAAAGAAGGAAAAUGUAGAUAAAGGGGCAGUGAAGGUUCUCCCUGAGACUCCAGGGAGAGUGGGGGGCCAGCUUGCCUGUUAAUUUAAUAUUCAAGUGGGAGUGGGAGUGG
This is a messenger RNA of Myotis daubentonii (Daubenton's bat), 2193 nucleotides long. It is a transcript of the gene COPS7A, whose product is annotated as COP9 signalosome subunit 7A. Gene Ontology annotation, biological process: COP9 signalosome assembly. Gene Ontology annotation, cellular component: COP9 signalosome. The record is from RefSeq and is a predicted model, not a curated record. Lineage: Eukaryota; Metazoa; Chordata; Mammalia; Chiroptera; Vespertilionidae.